CUUCAGAUUCUCUCGCGAGAUUUGCCCACCACAGACGCGGAGAUGCAGCGAGCUGCCUGCGUCUCAGUUCUGAUCGCGCAGCGAGGACCGCGCCGUCCGGCUGGAAACACACCGAGAAGGUCUCUAAAUAGAUGAACCGACGAGUCCUCCGCGUGCAGAAAAGCGCUUUUAUUUUGAGCAUGGCCGUCGUUUCCCGUCCGUGUGCAUCCAGAGGAAAGAAACCGCUUCCAUAAUAAUAAAGGGGGGGGGGGGGGUGCGGGGGGCUCCAUGCAGACUCAGGAAACAAGUCGACCGCCUGCGUGAGUCCCGUUUCACUGCCGGGGAUUUAAUCCGCGAUUAUUGCAAAGUCACCCGGGAUGUGGAGGAGCAUCCGGAGCGCAGUGAUCCGUGAGCUCGGGCAGUGACUCUCCUCCGGGGCCGAAGAAGGGCCAGUCGGUCCGGUCAGGCUCGGCUGUUGGGGGGGGGGGGGACUAAAUGAAAGGGGGUCCUGCUUAUGGAUCAAACACAAUGUGCAGACCGAUCGUGGAUCAAGCCGACCCCUUCACCAUCCACGCAAGUUCCCUAAAGAUGGCUGGCUUUAGGUUACUGACUUCCACAUGUUCCGCCUCCCUUUAGGGGAGAAAGAGAGAGAGAGAGAGAGAGAGAGAGAGAAAAAGAGAGGCACACACGCACUGACCUCCACCUGGGGCCACCGACAUGGAUAAACUCACCGUGAUAUCUGGAUGCCUCUUCCUCACUGCAGACAUCUUCGCCAUCGCCAGCAUCGUUAACCCGGACUGGAUCAGCACCGGAGAGUCAGCCGGCUCUCUGACCGUGGGUCUGGUCCGGCAGUGCCAGACCAUCCACGGCCGAGACCGGACCUGCAUCCCCCCGCAGCUGCCCCCGGAGUGGAUCACCACGCUCUUCUUCAUCAUCCUGGGCAUCAUCGCCCUCACCGUCACCUGCGGCCUGCUGGUGAUGUCACGCUGGCGCCGCGAGGCCGCUCGAUACGCCCGCUGGAUCGCCUUCACAGGAAUGGUCCUGUUCUGCAUGGCUGCUCUCAUCUUCCCCAUCGGCUUCUACAUCAAAGAGGUUGGAGGACAGCCAUACAAGCUCCCCAACAACACGGUGGUGGGCUCCUCCUACGUGCUCUUUGUUCUGUCCAUAUUCUUCACCAUUGUUGGACUGCUGUUUGCCGGGAAGGUCUGCCUGCCCGGCUGACUCCUCCUUCUUUUUUUGGUAUCUUUGGAGAAACACCACAAUUGGAGGCGAGUUUUGUUAGAAGUGACUCUUCCGCGGCCGUCAGUGUCGGACGUACUGUUGACAAGUAGAACUAAACCGAGAAGCUCCCGCGUAUGUGUUCCCUCUGGUUGAAUUGUCGCGGGGAGCCGAAAAUCACCGCGUUCCAGAGACUGAGCAGGAGCAGAGAGCUCGGAAAUGGCCUCCAUCAUUGUCCGUCCUGAAUGAUGACUGUAAGGUGGUAACAGAAAGGAGCAUAGUAAAAAAAUAAAUAAUAUACAUAUAUAACAUGAUGGAAAUGGAUUCAAACAUCCGGACUUUCAAGGGAGCCCUGUGGUAUUAUCCGUCAUCUUAAGACGUAAUGACAGGUCGGAUGCACAUGGACUGAUGUGUCGGGCCCCAGAGCGCCCAACGCACCAAAUAUGGGCCAGUUACCUCCACGAUGGAGGCUCUUCCUGACCACAACGUGGAAUACACACAAUGCAGUUCUACUUUGGAGGCACAUCUUAUUUAUUUGUUUCAUUGUUCAGUUAUGUCUUUUUGUUCAGGCAAAUCGUAUUAAAAGGCCCAAUGUAUCCCCGUCUUUCCCCUGCCUUUAAUAUGUGUGGUGGAUCACUUUGCCUUAAAAGAAGCUGUUAACCUAAAACACAACAACUAUGAUGCGGUUUAGUUAGUGGCUAGAAGAAAGGAUUUAGCGUAGAAAUAUUAGAACUGGAACAUAAGACGUGAUAAUUAUGGGAGCAAGUUGGAGCCGGUCUCGAGGACGUUGUUGAGCGUCACCUCCAACGUUAUGGGUCAGCAGGUCAAACGUCGUGUCUGUUACAGCUUUGUUACUCUGAAUGAGGAUGAAUGUGUCAUUCGUGGGUUUGAGCAUUUCCUGUUGUUUAAACACUGUAUCAAGAAAUGACCGAUUCACGACUUAUCUUUUCUUUUCUUUUUUAUAUUGUGGAGACGCUGAAGCCGACUUCAUUUCUGUUUGAAUGAACAGACAGCCAGUCUGUGGUAUCUUCUGGAAACACUGUGAUGUACUGGAAAGAGCAUGGAAGAUCUCAUCUCAUUAAAAAAUGACUCCGAUUGUCUCGUCAAUUUAACAUUUUCCUUUAGGAGAC
Molecule: messenger RNA, 2327 nt
Organism: Cyclopterus lumpus (lumpfish)
Lineage: Eukaryota; Metazoa; Chordata; Actinopteri; Perciformes; Cyclopteridae
Exons: 3
Coding region: 697-1200 (167 amino acids)
Biological process (GO): negative regulation of smoothened signaling pathway
Cellular component (GO): ciliary membrane; Golgi apparatus
Source: RefSeq, a predicted model, not a curated record